This is a messenger RNA of Heteronotia binoei (common prickly gecko), 4014 nucleotides long. It is a transcript of the gene ITGAV, whose product is annotated as integrin subunit alpha V. Gene Ontology annotation, cellular component: integrin complex; external side of plasma membrane. The coding region runs from base 1 to 3492 and encodes 1163 amino acids. Gene Ontology annotation, molecular function: integrin binding. Gene Ontology annotation, biological process: cell adhesion mediated by integrin; integrin-mediated signaling pathway; angiogenesis. The record is from RefSeq and is a predicted model, not a curated record. The transcript has 30 exons. NCBI's taxonomy places the organism in Eukaryota, Metazoa, Chordata, Lepidosauria, Squamata, Gekkonidae.
AUGAGCUCUCCCGCCCCGUUUGGGUCCCUCCCUGCGCCGCGUCCCGAUCGACACAGGCCACGCCGACCCCAGCCCAGCGGCUCCUCCGGGUCCUUCCUUCCUCCGGCCGGCUUUCGCCUCCGCGCUCCGCUCCUCCAGCCUUCGCUCCGCCUCGGGGCGCGGCGCCGCUUCCCUCCGCCCCGGGGCCCGGCUCUUUCCCCGCCCCCGUUCCCAACCAGGACCCGUCCCGGGGAAGCGGAGAACAAAACAAAAAAGGAAGCGCACGGCUCGGCCGGGGAGCCUCGGGCCGAGGCGCAGCAAGCAGGCAGCGCCGUCUCCUUCCCCUCCUGCGCCGCAGCCCCAAGCCCCCGGGAGGAGAGCGCGGCAGGCAUGGCUUUGGCGCGCUUGCUGGGCUGGUUGGUCUGCGUCGGCCGCCUCCUGCCGCCGGGCAGCGCCUUCAAUCUGGACGCGGACGGCCCCACUGUUUACUCCGGCGCGCGGGGGAGUUACUUCGGCUUCGCCGUGGAUUUCUUCGCCCCCGAGGCUUCCUCGACGUUUCUUCUUGUGGGUGCGCCGAAGGCAAAUACAAGUCAGCCUGGAAUCGUACAAGGAGGCCAAGUUCUCAAGUGCAGUUGGAAUUCCAACAGAAACUGCAUCCCUAUUAUAUUUGAUUCUACAGGCAACAGAAAUUUUGCUGUGAACGAUCCAUUGGAAUUCAAGUCAAAUCAAUGGUUUGGAGCAUCGGUGAGAUCUAAAAAUGAUAAAAUUCUGGCAUGCGCACCGCUGUAUCACUGGAGGACGGAGCAGAAAGCAGAGCGGGAACCUGUGGGAACUUGUUAUCUUCACGACGGGUCUAAAAUCGUUGAAUAUGCUCCCUGCAGGUCAUCAAACAUAGAUGCCGAAGGACAAGGCUUUUGUCAAGGGGGAUUCAGCAUUGACUUUACGCAGGAAGACAGAGUACUUCUUGGAGGACCUGGAAGCUUUUACUGGCAAGGCCAACUCAUCUCCGAUCAGGUGACUGAGAUUGUGUCAAAAUACAACGCCAACGUCUACACCACCAAGUAUGACAACCAGCUAGCCACCCGGGCGGCAAGCGCUACUUUCGACGACAGCUAUUUGGGUUAUUCAGUGGCUGUGGGAGAUUUCAAUGGUGACGGCAUAGACGACUUUGUCUCUGGUGUCCCGAGAGCAGCAAGAACAUUGGGCUUGGUGUCCAUUUAUGAUGGAAGAACCAUGGCAUCUUUGUAUAAUUUUACCGGAGAACAGAUGGCUGCAUAUUUUGGAUAUUCUGUAGCGGCCACAGAUGUCAAUGGAGAUUACUACACAGAUUUGCUUAUAGGAGCCCCACUCUUUAUGGACCGUGGUUCCGACGGCAAACUUCUAGAGGUGGGCCAGGUGACGGUGUAUCUGCAGCUAGCUGCUGGGGGCUUCCUGCCCAUGAAGCUGAAUGGCUUUGAGGUCUUUGCGAGAUUCAGCAGCUCCAUUGCCCCUCUGGGAGACCUUGACCAAGAUGGCUUCAACGACAUUGCAGUGUCUGCUCCUUAUGGUGGAGAGGACAGGAAAGGGAUGGUUUACAUCUACAAUGGAAGAGCCACAGGUCUGAAUGGAAUGCCAUCUCAAAUCCUUGAAGGACAGUGGGCCUCUCAGACAAUGCCACCAAGCUUUGGAUACUCACUGAAAGGAGCUACAGAUGUGGACAAAAAUGGCUACCCAGACUUGAUCAUAGGAGCUUUUGGCGUUGACAGAGUUGCCUUAUAUAGGGCCCGGCCAGUCAUUACUGUAAAUGCAGUACUGGAAGUUACCCCGUCCAUUCUCAAUCCAGAGAGCAAAACCUGCAACCUGCCUGAAAGUAGCCAGAAAGUUUCCUGCUUUAAUGUGAGAUUCUGCUUAAAUGCUGAUGGCAAAGGAAGCCUUCCCCGAGAGCUCACUUUCCAUGUGGAGCUGCUGUUGGACAAACUCAAGCAAAAAGGUGCCAUCAGGAGAGCCCUUUUUCUCCACAACAAGCAGUCUGGUCACUCGAAGAACAUGACUGUGGUCAAAGGAGGCCGAAAGCACUGUGAAGAACUUCUUGCUUUUUUAAGGGAUGAAUCUGAAUUCAGAGACAAACUUACUCCCAUCACUAUAUUCAUGGAAUAUCAACUGGAUUAUAAAACAGCUACAGAUUCGACUGGUUUACAGCCCAUCCUCAACCAGUUUACUCCUGCGAACAUUAGUAAACAGGCUCAUAUUCUUCUGGAUUGCGGUGAAGACAAUAUAUGUCGUCCAGAUCUACAGGUGGCGGUCAACAGCGAUCAGAAGCAGAUCUAUAUCGGUGAUGACAAUCCUUUAACGCUGAUCGUAAAUGCCCAGAAUCAAGGGGAAGGAGCCUACGAAGCAGAACUCUUUGUUACCGUCCCUCCUCAAGCUGACUUUAUUGGCAUCGUUCGGAACAAUGAGGCACUAGCCAGGCUGUCCUGUGCGUUUAAGACAGAGAAUCAGACACGGCUGGUUGUGUGCGACCUUGGAAAUCCUAUGAAAGCCGGGACAAAACUUUCGGCAGGUCUUCAUUUCAACGUGCAUCAAGAGUCCGAGAUGGAUACUUUUGUGAAGUUUGAUCUUCAGAUAAGUAGCUCAAACUUAUUUGACAACCUAAGUCCAGUGAUAUCUUACCAGGCGGACCUGGCUAUCUUAGCAGCUGUUGAAAUCAGAGGUGUCUCCUCUCCCGAUCACAUCUUUCUCCCAAUACCCAACUGGCAACCCAAGGAGAAUCCAGAAACAGAAGAUGAUAUCGGGCCUCUGGUUCAGCACAUCUAUGAGCUCAGAAAUAAUGGCCCAAGUGCCUUCAGCAAAGUGAUGCUCAAUCUUCAGUGGCCGUACAAGUACAACAAUAAUACCUUGCUGUAUAUCGUCCAGUAUGAAAUUGAAGGACCCAUGAACUGCACUUCAGAUAUGGAGAUCAACCCACUAAAAAUCAAGAUGUCAGCUACCGGACAGGAUGAAAAAAACGAAACGUCAAAUGGAGAAGACAACCGCGAUCACCAUGUCAACCGGAGGGAUUUGAGCGCUGCCGAGGGAGAUGUACAGACUUUGGGCUGUGGAACUGCAGAAUGCUUGAGGAUAUUUUGCCAAGUUGGCCGCUUGGAAAGGGGAAAGAGUGCAAUUCUGUAUUUAAAAUCCCGCCUCUGGACUCAGACCUUCAUCAAUAAAGAGAACCAGAACCAUUCGUACUCGCUCAAGUCGUCGGCAUCCUUCAGCGUGAUCGAGUUCCCAUACAAGAAUCUCCCCUUUCCUGAAGAUGUUCACAAUUCUACAAUAGUUACCACAAAUAUCUUGUGGGGUAUCCAGCCAGCUCCCAUGACAGUGCAAAUAUGGGUAAUCAUAUUGGCUGUUCUAGCUGGACUACUACUUUUGGCUCUCCUGAUCUUUGUAAUGCACAGGAUGGGAUUUUUCAAAAGGGUGCGACCACCCCAAGAGGAACAAGAGAGGGAGCAGCUACAGCCCCACGAAAAUGGAGAAGGGACAUCAGAGGCCUAAGCAGUGUUUUAGCUGUGCCAUUUACUGAAACCCUUAAAAAAUUGCCAACGUCUUCCUUUUCCCUGUCAAUGGACAGAGAAAUCCAGAACUGCACUGCAAAGCGUCCCUUGAAGAUUGGGAGUGGUCUUGUCUUAACUGCAGAAUCCAAGCGAUGCAUUUUAAUUUCCCUGAUCAUUAAUUAUGUUCACGCGUAUGACUAAUACUUGAGCACCGAUGAGCGUAUUUUAGUGCCACGAUUUUUCUUACCCAGCCUCAGAAGGCAAUUUUUUUAAAAAAACGUCAUGAAUUGAUAGAACUUCAGCGGUUACAGAGAUGGCAUUUAAAGUGUGCCCACCUGCAGUUACUACUACACCGGUUUAAUGAGCUCUGUGGACAUUAACCGUCGACUUGCACUCUUGAAUGUUCCCAACUGGACUUUCCCAAGGUACUUACAAGUUCUUCAACGUACUCACUUGCCGUUACAUUUUGCUUCUAAGCCAGCAAUAUCUAACUAUCCAAAAGAUAACAUUGACUUCAGUGAUC